AUGAAGAGCAGGCUCUCUCUGGCAGUGGUUGCUGCCCUCAUGGCACUGCUGCUGUCCUCCUCUCAGGCCCAGGAGAUAGACACUCAGUGUAACACUACAGCGAAGGCCGACAUCGUGCUGCUGCUUGAUGGCUCCUGGAGCAUUGGCCAAAUCAAUUUCCAAACCAUCCGCAACUUCAUCGCUCACAUGGUCAGCGUGUUUAACAUCGGCCCAGACAGUGUCCAGAUUGGUCUGACUCAGUACAGCAAUAAACCAAAGACUGAAUGGAACCUUAACGCCCACCCCACCAAAGAAUCCCUGCUGCGUGCUGUUGCCGCCCUGCCAUAUAGAGGAGGAAACACGCUGACAGGAAUGGCUCUAAACUAUAUCCUCAAGAACAGCUUCAAACCCAAAGUAGGGUUGCGUCCAGACUCCCACAAAAUCGGCGUCCUGAUCACUGAUGGAAAGUCACAGGAUGAAGUCAUCUUAGCUUCACAGAACCUGAGAGACAGCGGCAUUGAGCUCUAUGCUAUCGGUGUAAAAAACGCUGAUGAGUAUGAGCUGAGGUCCAUCGCCUCUGACCCAGAUGACAUUCACAUGUACAACGUCUACGACUUCCAGUUCCUGGUGGACAUCACUGACGAACUCUCUGUCAACCUGUGUAACAGUGUUAAGGGCUCAGAGGCACCCACCAAUCUGGUGACCUCAGAGGUGACACAGAGCUCCUUUCGUGCCACCUGGACUCCACCCAAUGGCACCGUGGAGAAAUACGAUGUCACUUACAUGAUGACAGCUGGGGAACGCAUUGAGAAGCUGCAAGUCAAUGGAUCGGUGAGCACGGUAGUGCUAGAAAAUCUAAACCCUCUGACUGAGUACGUCAUCAGUGUUUACGCUGUGGUUGGCAAGCAGAGCAGCGAGCCUCUCAGGGGCACCGAGACCACCCGAGAUGGAUAGGUGCCAUUUGAGCUGGUGGAGGCGUCAUUCAGAAGGAAGUUUAACUCCUCUGCUUCAGCCGUAUGGUCCCAGUUCCCCCAAACCAGUCAGCCACUUAAAAAUACUCCAUCUGUGUUGGACUACGUGUUUCAUGUUGUGGCAUUUCAAAACACAUUUAUAAAUGUGACCACAUUACAACUCUUGUACUCUCUCUCUGUUGACCUGAGGAUCAAU
Maylandia zebra (zebra mbuna) is the source of this 1146-nucleotide messenger RNA. The record is from RefSeq and is a predicted model, not a curated record. Lineage: Eukaryota; Metazoa; Chordata; Actinopteri; Cichliformes; Cichlidae.